CACACUACCCCCCCUACCUUCCCAACACCUUCUGAGUCUUAAGCUCAAAACUCUCAUUUAUAUCUAGCUAGCUUGCUUACCCUUGCCGGAUUCUGGAUUUUGCAUGGAGUUGUAGGAGACCUAACCUCAUUUUGCAUAACAAUAUUAAUUUCAGUAUAUAGUAAAUAGUUUCAAAGGUCUCUUUACCACUCCAAGGAUCCUUUUCUUUCUUUGAAGCUUUGAAGUUAUUUUCUGGUAUAAUUUUGGUGGAAGAUGGGAGAAAUGUCAAGCUUCCAGUUGGGUGUUAUUGGUGCACUGUUUCUUUCAGUGGCAUCAUCUGUCUCCAUUGUCAUAUGCAACAAAGCUUUGAUGAGCAAUCUUGGCUUCCCUUUUGCUACAACCCUCACUAGCUGGCACCUCAUGGUAACUUUCUGCACCCUUCAUUGUGCUCAACGUUUCAACAUGUUUGAGUCCAAGUCCAUUGACACGAAGACUGUAAUGCUCUUUGGCAUUCUUAAUGGUGUUUCUAUUGGACUGCUCAACCUCAGCCUGGGAUUCAAUUCCAUUGGAUUUUACCAGAUGACCAAACUUGCAAUCAUACCCUUCACUGUUCUAUUGGAAACUCUUUUCCUGAAAAAACAAUUUAGCCAGAAGAUUAAAUUUUCUCUCCUCCUUUUGCUUGUUGGAGUUGGCAUAGCCUCUGUGACAGAUCUCCAGCUCAAUUUUGUUGGAACAAUUCUCUCUAUGCUAGCCAUUGUAACAACCUGUGUGGGCCAAAUUCUGACAAAUACAAUACAAAAGAAGCUCAAUGUGUCUUCAACUCAGCUGCUUUAUCAGUCCGCCCCAUUUCAGGCUGCUAUUCUUUUUGUCUCAGGCCCUUUGGUUGAUCAAUUCCUCACCAAAAGGAAUGUUUUUGCUUACAAAUAUUCUGCAAUAGUCUUGGCUUUCAUCAUCCUCUCAUGCUUCAUAUCAGUAGCUGUGAACUUCAGCACCUUUAUGGUGAUAGGCAAGACAUCACCAGUUACAUAUCAAGUUCUUGGCCACCUCAAGACUUGCCUUGUUCUUGCCUUUGGCUAUACCCUUUUGCAUGACCCUUUCACUAUUAGAAAUAUCUUUGGAAUUCUUGUUGCCAUCUUUGGCAUGGGCUUGUACUCUUAUUUCUGCACCCAAGAGAACAAGAAAAAACAAUCUGUUGACCUUUCAUUGGGAACUCAGAUGAAAGAGAAGGAUAGCACACCACUCAUAGCAAUGCAAGACAAAGAAAGUCAUGAGGCAAAGAAAUCUCUGGUCUAAGUAAAUAGGCUUCUUCUUUUUGUUAUAAAAAGGUUCUAUGUAUCUGCAGGGUGUUGUUUGGUCUAAGACAUUUUGUUGGGUGUAAGUAAAUGAUUUUGAUUCUUUCAAAUAAACCCUCUUUAUAUUCUUUUUUUA
Molecule: messenger RNA, 1407 nt
Organism: Hevea brasiliensis (rubber tree)
Lineage: Eukaryota; Viridiplantae; Streptophyta; Magnoliopsida; Malpighiales; Euphorbiaceae
Product: UDP-xylose transporter 1-like
Exons: 9
Coding region: 253-1272 (339 amino acids)
Cellular component (GO): Golgi apparatus
Molecular function (GO): UDP-xylose transmembrane transporter activity; antiporter activity
Source: RefSeq, a predicted model, not a curated record